Messenger RNA from Rhincodon typus (whale shark), 1358 nucleotides. It is a transcript of the gene eapp, whose product is annotated as e2f-associated phosphoprotein. Bases 148 to 1005 code for a protein of 285 amino acids. The transcript has 6 exons. Gene Ontology annotation, biological process: positive regulation of cell population proliferation. Lineage: Eukaryota; Metazoa; Chordata; Chondrichthyes; Orectolobiformes; Rhincodontidae. The record is from RefSeq and is a predicted model, not a curated record. Gene Ontology annotation, cellular component: nucleus.
GCCCGGGGCAGGACUCGGGGCGAAAGGAGAGGGACAGGUCCGGGGCAGGGCUCGGGGCGAAAGGAGAGGGACAGGCCCGGGGCAGGGCUCGGGGCGAAAGGAGAGGGACAGGCCCGGGCUCGGGGGCGCCCAGGCUUGAGCUCCAACAUGAACCGCCAGGAGCAGGAUGACCCGUAUCUGGUGGAGGAGCCGAGUGACCAAGAGGAUCUGAGUUCCAGCUCUGAGGAUGAGUUGGACGUUCUCCUCCAUGGCACGCCUGAACGCAAGCGUAAACUGAUCAAGGAGUACUUAACAGGAGAGAGUGAGUCCAGCGAAGAUGAAUUUGAGAAAGAGAUGGCAGCAGAACUGGAUUCCACCAUGAAAAUUAUUGAGAAGGGUUGGGAAUUAUCAGCUGAAGGUGCUUCCUCGAGCAUCGGAAGUUGUUACUCUGGAGCUAUUCCUGGACCACAGUACUACGAUGAAGUCUACUUCGACUCAGACUCUGAGGCUGAAGAUGAACAGAAAGGAUGUGAUUCAAAGAAGAAACGCAAGAGGCACAAGAUUCUGACAAACGAUGAGCUGUUGUAUGAUCCGGAUCAAGAUGACCGUGAUCAGGCCUGGGUUGACAUGCAGAGGAGAGGGUAUCGUGGGCUUUAUAACCAGUCCAAAGCCACACCAGUUCCAACCAGUGAUGCUGUUCUAAACUGUCCGGCAUGUAUGACAACCCUGUGCCUGGAUUGUCAGCGGCAUGAAUUGUAUAAAGAGCAAUAUAGGGCUAUGUUUGUGAUGAAUUGCAUUAUUAACAGAGGAGAAGUUCUCAGAUACAAGGAAGCAGGAAACCGGAAGAGAAGGAACAAAUACAAAAGAGUAAAAGGACCAACAGCAGAGAUCUUGCCUGGCUUACCACAGGAUGGCAAGGAAGAGGUGUACCAUCCAGUGCGCUGUGCAGAGUGUUCAGUGGAAGUGGCAGUGUUUGACAAAGAUGAAGUGUAUCAUUUCUUUAAUGUUCUUGCCAGCCACUGUUAGAAAAUCAAAUCAAAUUUUAAAAACAUUUAAGAACAGCUGUCUGCUCCUUUUGUGAAAUAGAGGAAUGAAUGAAAGUAAGUAGAGGGUUCAGCUGAUCCUGUUAGAGGAUCCUAACUAACAGCCGGAACUAUCAUAGACAAUGGGAAAUCCCAUUUGUGACUACUGCUGUUCAUGUUAGGAUAUUCAGUCUCACAUUUCCCUUCCUGGAACCUGAUAUUAACUCCAUUAGCAAAUUGCUUUGCUGCUUGGACUUUGUGCUUAAAUAACUUGUUCAAAUGUGCUCCACCUAGCCCAUCUUAACAAACUGUAUCCUUUGCAUUAAAGUAACCCAUUUCAUGGUUUAAGUCUGAAAA